AUGCGACGCCAUGGGCCGAGGAUAUUGUGCCGCUUACGUUCGUUGUUGUCGCUUCGCCGCGAUAAAAAAAAGGCACAACACAACACGGAUGACAAUUGGCGGCAUUUGUCACCCGUGUUUCCUCCAUUGCCUGUACAAGCGGAGGAUGAAGAAGAGGAUGAAGAUUUUGAGUUUGAUCUCUUUCCACAAUUCUCGCACAUUACUUUGGUGGAUCGAGCACGCCACCAGCUCUAUACCAUACCCGAGGAAGAGUCUCUCGAGCAUAACCAACAUCAUCAAUACCAUCAUAACAGCAUUAAUAGUACAAGCACUAAUAACAUACCAUCAUCACCCAUGUCAUCACCACGAGCAUCUUCUUUAUCAAUAUGUACAUCCGGUUCAUCUUCAUCUCUUUUGGUUUAUCGAUCACCGCUUGCAUGGAUCAAAAACACAACACCUGACGACCAAUACGACGACCAAUUCAUAGGUGAUGAAUUUCAUUGCAAACAAAAACUAGCUUCCUUGAUACAAGCGGCAACAGUGCAUGAAAAAGAAGAUGACUUUGGGGAUGUCGAGUUGUUUUUUGACAGCGACGAUACCUUACGAGUUAUUUGCAUCACACGUAAAAAUCGACAGACGGAAUGUUGGCGAUUUAGAGGCAAUCCACAGUACAUCCCACCAGAAAUGGCAUCAGGCUUAUACGUAGAGCCAUUGGCGGAUGUUUGGAUCAUGGGGAUACAUUUGUAUCGGAUGCUUGUCGGCAAGUAUCCGUUUGUGGCACCCAACCAUCGCAAGCUCUUUGGCAAAAUGAUGCAUUGCGAUUUUAGUAUCCCGCAUCAGAUAUCGGAAGAUGCAAAAGAUCUUUUAAGACGCAUGCUUGCUCCUCGUCAAACGCGUGCAUCUUUGGAUCUUGUAUUGUUCCAUCCAUGGCUGAAACCAAUCCUUUUUCCUGGUGCAUCAUCCUCCUACUUGAAUCAUGAUUCUUGGUUCCGAUCACAGCAAGCUUCAUCAAUACCGCCACCAUCAUCAUUACCAUUGCCAUCAUCCACUACUCGGUAUAGGAGAAAGAAAAGAACCAAUUGUCACCGGCACCUUGUUCGUAUACUAUUACGGAUGCUACGAGUGUUGGCUCGAGGCCCCUAUCCACCACCCAAAAAGCCGUAUCGUGAGCUGGGUCUCCUAGGCUUGAAAUCAUAA
This is a messenger RNA of Lichtheimia ornata, 1176 nucleotides long. RefSeq lists its product as uncharacterized. Gene Ontology annotation, molecular function: ATP binding; protein serine/threonine kinase activity. The transcript is spliced from 4 exons. Lineage: Eukaryota; Fungi; Mucoromycota; Mucoromycetes; Mucorales; Lichtheimiaceae. Bases 1 to 1176 code for a protein of 391 amino acids. Gene Ontology annotation, biological process: intracellular signal transduction; protein phosphorylation. Gene Ontology annotation, cellular component: cytoplasm. The record is from RefSeq and is a predicted model, not a curated record.